AUGAUUGGCGAGCCUGUUCUCGUUACCAGCCACGUUGAGGAGCCGGAGACGUACACUCAUGGUCAUGAUGGGACGACCAACUCGUGGUUCGGUAGCGCUUACCCUGUACAUGUACCGAUGCUUAGUCAAGGAAGCCACGGUCUCAUGUUCUGGCUGCGGGAUAUCACGGCACAAACGAGGCCGCUGGUUUUUCUGUUCCAAUAG
This is a messenger RNA of Peronospora matthiolae, 204 nucleotides long. The record is from the annotation of a GenBank genome assembly. Lineage: Eukaryota; Oomycota; Peronosporomycetes; Peronosporales; Peronosporaceae.